AUGCCUGGGAAGAGGGGCUGGGGCUGGUGGUGGGCCCGGCUGCUCCUUUGCCUGCUUCUCAGCCUGUCUGGGCCCUGGGUGCCUUCCUCCCUGGGGAAGCCCAAAGGCCACCCUCAAAUGAAUUCCAUCCGCAUAGAUGGUGACAUCACUCUGGGAGGCCUGUUCCCGGUGCACGGCCGGGGCUCAGAGGGCAAGGCCUGCGGAGAACUCAAGAAGGAAAAGGGCAUCCACCGGCUGGAGGCCAUGCUCUUCGCUCUAGAUCGCAUUAACAAUGACCCGGACCUGCUGCCCAACAUCACGUUGGGCGCCCGCAUACUGGACACCUGCUCCAGGGACACCCAUGCCCUGGAGCAGUCGCUGACCUUUGUGCAGGCGCUCAUUGAGAAGGAUGGCACGGAGGUCCGCUGUGGCAGCGGCGGCCCGCCCAUCAUCACUAAACCUGAGCGCGUGGUGGGUGUCAUCGGUGCUUCAGGGAGUUCGGUCUCCAUCAUGGUGGCCAACAUCCUUCGCCUCUUCAAGAUCCCCCAGAUCAGCUACGCCUCCACAGCCCCCGACCUGAGUGACAACAGCCGCUACGACUUCUUCUCCCGCGUGGUGCCCUCGGACACGUACCAGGCCCAGGCCAUGGUGGACAUUGUCCGUGCCCUCAAGUGGAACUACGUGUCCACGCUAGCCUCGGAGGGCAGCUACGGUGAGAGCGGCGUGGAGGCCUUCAUCCAGAAGUCCCGUGAGGACGGGGGUGUGUGCAUUGCCCAGUCGGUCAAGAUACCACGGGAACCCAAACCUGGGGAGUUCGACAAGGUCAUCCGGCGCCUCCUGGAGACCUCGAACGCCAGGGCGGUCAUCAUCUUUGCCAAUGAGGAUGAUAUCAGGCGUGUGCUGGAGGCAGCCCGGAAGGCCAACCAGACUGGCCACUUCUUCUGGAUGGGCUCAGACAGCUGGGGCUCCAAGAUCGCCCCUGUGCUGCACCUGGAGGAGGUGGCCGAGGGUGCCGUCACUAUCCUCCCCAAGAGGAUGUCCGUGCGAGGCUUCGACCGCUACUUCUCCAGCCGCACGCUGGACAACAACCGGCGCAACAUCUGGUUUGCUGAGUUCUGGGAGGACAACUUCCAUUGCAAGUUGAGCCGCCACGCGCUCAAGAAAGGCAGCCAUGUCAAGAAGUGCACCACGCUGGCCACCAAACAGACCUACGUCGCCUACACCAACCAUGCAAUCUAG
This is a messenger RNA of Physeter macrocephalus (sperm whale), 1218 nucleotides long. RefSeq names its product glutamate metabotropic receptor 4 (gene GRM4). The coding region runs from base 1 to 1218 and encodes 405 amino acids. The transcript has 6 exons. Gene Ontology annotation, molecular function: adenylate cyclase inhibiting G protein-coupled glutamate receptor activity. Lineage: Eukaryota; Metazoa; Chordata; Mammalia; Artiodactyla; Physeteridae. The record is from RefSeq and is a predicted model, not a curated record. Gene Ontology annotation, cellular component: plasma membrane. Gene Ontology annotation, biological process: G protein-coupled glutamate receptor signaling pathway; regulation of synaptic transmission, glutamatergic.